Aspergillus fijiensis CBS 313.89 is the source of this 246-nucleotide messenger RNA. RefSeq lists its product as uncharacterized. Lineage: Eukaryota; Fungi; Ascomycota; Eurotiomycetes; Eurotiales; Aspergillaceae. The record is from RefSeq and is a predicted model, not a curated record. The transcript has 2 exons. Bases 1 to 246 code for a protein of 81 amino acids.
AUGAGCUUCUUGUUGCUUCUAUUCUUCGUUUUUUUCACUCCCCUCCUGUUGCUUCUAGCAUGGCUGGGUCUUUCGUCCUGCAUGAGGAACCGCCGCCUGCGAUCGUAUUUCGCAGCCUCGCCCGCCGGACCGGGCAUCGACUCGUACGGUAGACACUAUCUCCGCACAAUGGUCAACACCGGGCCCGCCAUGUCCGAGCAGAUCGAGCUGGACGAUAUGAUGCGAGGAUCGGAACACGAGGAAUAA